Messenger RNA from Silurus meridionalis, 1292 nucleotides. RefSeq names its product DnaJ (Hsp40) homolog, subfamily C, member 27 (gene dnajc27). The transcript is spliced from 7 exons. The coding region runs from base 276 to 1097 and encodes 273 amino acids. Gene Ontology annotation, molecular function: GTP binding; GTPase activity. Lineage: Eukaryota; Metazoa; Chordata; Actinopteri; Siluriformes; Siluridae. The record is from RefSeq and is a predicted model, not a curated record.
GACGACGAUGAAGAAGAAGUAGUGUUUAUAUCAAUUGAGCUGUCACUAAGACGAUCAACUAGAGGAGGAUUUGAGCGUUAUUUCUUGUAUAUUUUAGUUAAAAUGUGGUCAUAAUGAGCUCUGAAUGAACGUCUUCAGCUAGAAAGCUCGCAUUUGCCCUGUACACAUUUGAUAUGCGCUGUAUAUAGAUGCUCAGUGGCAGACCCUGAGAUCAGACCCUGAGACCAGACCCUGUACUGUCUAGAGUUCAUCAUAACAUCUGACCGGGGCGAAAAAUGGAUACGAAUGUACAGAAAAGAAGGGAGAAUAAAAAGUCUUUGCGGAUUAAAGUGAUCAGCCUCGGGAAUGCCGAGGUUGGGAAGAGUUGCAUCAUUAAACGAUACUGCGAGAAACGAUUUGUACCCAAAUAUCUGGCAACCAUUGGGAUCGAUUAUGGAGUGACGAAGGUUCAAGUGCGGGACAGGGAAAUCAAAGUCAACAUUUUUGACAUGGCAGGACAUCCGUUCUUUUACGAGGUCCGCAACGAGUUCUAUAAGGACUCUCAGGGGGUGAUUCUGGUGUAUGACGUAGGCCUGAGAGAGAGCUUUGACGCCCUGGACAGCUGGCUUACAGAGAUGAAGCAGGAGAUGGGCUCACAAGCCAACAUGGAGAGCAUUAUUUUUGUCGUGUGUGCAAACAAGGUGGACUUGACCAAAAGGCGAGUGGUGGAUGAGAGUGAAGGUCGGUUGUGGGCAGAGAGCCGGGGGUUUCAGUAUUUUGAGACGUCUGCUCAGAGUGGUGAAGGCAUCAGCGAGAUGUUUCAGGCGUUUUUUUCCUCGAUCACUGACAUGUGCGAAAACGGAGGGAAGAGACCAAACCCAGAGGUCAGUAUCGGCUUCACCAAAGAACAAGCUGACACUAUACGCCGCAUCCGCAGCAGUAAAGACAGUUGGGACAUGCUGGGAGUAAAACCCGGGGCAACAAGAGAGGAAGUAAACAAGGCUUACAGAAAACUUGCUGUGCUACUCCACCCGGAUAAGUGUGUGGCACCGGGCAGCGAGGACGCUUUCAAAGCAGUGGUCAACGCACGAACGUCCCUGCUGAAAAACAUCAAGUAAAAUCCACACUGACGUGAGCAAACCAGUGUAAAGUAAGAGUUUACAGGAAAAGAACGGCACUACAAUCGGCAUGUGAUGAUAAUGAUGUCAUAGAAACUCCUCUGUUUUACCCUCUGAGUGUCUUUACUGUAGUCUUUUUUUUUUUUUGCUUAUUUAACAUCGUUUUCAGUGUAUAAUAAAGUGUAUGAUCUUCUA